This is a messenger RNA of Moneuplotes crassus, 1925 nucleotides long. The record is from the annotation of a GenBank genome assembly. NCBI's taxonomy places the organism in Eukaryota, Ciliophora, Spirotrichea, Euplotida, Euplotidae.
AUGAGCAAGAAUGUGCUGAGCCAAGGCCCUCGCAGUUUUAAGGAGGUUCAAGAAUUCUUAAAACAUCUCUUGGCUCUUAAUAAGUCAGCUAUGAUGAAACUAAAGUACCAGAAAUAUCGUAGCUGACAUGAGAUCUUACAAAAUGCUAGAGAUUUAGUAACUGUUCUAGCUAGGAAUAAAGCCACUGCUCAGUCACCAAAGUUUUGAUCUGUUGCGUCUAUUACUUAUAAUAAUCUUGGUUGAUAUUACCAGAAGAAGAAUCAGAAUUCACAGUCAAUUAAGUAUUACCAAAAGUCAUUGACCUAUACGAAGAAUAUUGAAGGUGAUGAAGUCAAUCUUGCUAGCACUUAUCUCAAUAUCUGUUCACUAUUUUCCCAAAUGGGGGAUCAUGAAGAAGCUUAUAGGCACGGAGAAGUAGCACUGAAGCUUCUUCCUAUUGCUUACAAGAAGCAUAAGGAGCAGACGGACUCUAACCAGCUUCAAGAGAGCACUGAAAGACCCAAUGAUUCUGGACUCGACAACCUCCUGAUGACCAUCGUGAUUGCUUACUACAAUGUUGCCACUGAAUGAGAGUUCUUGGGGAACAACCAAGAAGCUCUCAAGAACUUUAUCAGAGGAUAUGAGUGGGGAAGCAAAACUUUUGGUAAAGAUGAUGAUUUAGUCAAGAAGAUCAGAAAGUGUAUUUUUCAAAUCAAGAAAGUCCUCUAUAAGUCUGGUGAGAGAGGACUUCCAUCUACUUCUAGCUCAAAAUUCAGCCUCAUGAGUAAGCAAUCUGUUGGUUCUAUAUUAAGAAAGAGCAUGAAAAACUCUAAUGUGUUGAAGAAGAUAAAUCCAAGAUCUUUUUCUGAGAAAACAAAUGCAGAUAACAGUAUUAAAAGGAGCCAAGGAGGUAAUGAUGUAUCAAGCUUAUACAAUUCUUCUGAAAUCACAGAUAUCUUUACUGCUCAUAGUGCAAAGAACUCUUCAGUUUCCCAGAAGUUGAGAAACUCUCAUAUUUAUCAGAGAAGUCCUGAGAUUAAUCAAACCAAUUGUUACCUCCAAGAUGAGAGGACAAGCUCUAGGUCUAAGAUUGGUAAAAAGAUUCAGAAAGGAAUCAGGCCAUUCCAACCAAAUAAGCAGCUUAGGGUUGCCUCUCUGAAUGAUAAAGAGAAGGGACGAAAUAAAAGCAAUGCUAGUGGUGGUCAAGAGCAGGCAUAUCUCCCUGCUGUUCCUAUUAUCCCAAUGUACGGCACUAAUCCCUUGAGUACAAGUAUGAAUCUGGAGAAUAAAUAAGCUGGAGAUUCCAGGAACAUCAUCUGAAAGUGUGCGGAAAAGUAUGAAAAAUAGCUUCUUUUCACCGAAAACUAAAUAAAGUCCCUUCUAAGCCAAAGAUGAAGGGAAGCAAGAGAAAGUCCAACCGUUAUGCUCCUACUAGACCUAAUAUCGAGGUCAUAGUACAUGCUCAUGAGAUGAAUAGAAGUCUUGAGAGUAUUCAUGAAGAGAGUAAACAAGAUUCUGGUAUUAACUCAGCCACUCAGGAAAGAUACCUCAAAACAAGACAGAGAUACUCGAAUAAGAUUAUUACGAAAAGAAAGACUCGGACUCAAAGCAAGAUCUCUUUCUUUGAGACCAAUUUUUAUAAUAGGAAUAUGAACAUGAAUCUGACUCAGGAAGGUAUCCGUCGGAGGAGCCAGAAGAGAGGAAUUGAUAGUAUUAAGUCACGCAUCAAUAAUAUUUCAAAAGUUCGGAAUACCCCUUUAAACAAAGAAAUUUCAGGCUUUGAUGUUGCGUCUUUUAAUAUAAAAACCACAGAUAAUCGGAAUAGGAGAAGAGAGAGAAUGAACUCCUCAGCUGAUUCUAUUGAUCUAGUAGACCCAACAAUUUCAUUGCCUUCUCAUGUCAGAACGACAAAAAUCAUACCAAAAAUUAAGAAAAAUGUUCAAUAA